AUGGCGGCCUUUCGGGCGCGAGCCCGUGGAGGCUGGCCAGCGACGACCCGAAAACCUUUUCGAAGGCGUCAACAGUCCUCGCAUUUCGUUGUGCCUGCGCACGAAGCCCUCCUGAUCCUCGUCAUCAGCUGUCUCGCUAUUAGCCCCACCGUAACAGCCGCUCCCGACUACCGCGACGCGUUGUCGAAAGCGCUUCUGUUCUUCGACGGCCAACGGUCGGGAAACCUCUCGGGCGCCGCGAUCAAGACCAGGACGACGUGGCGCGGCGACUCCGCUCUCACCGACGGCAAAGCGCAGAAGGUCGACUUGGUCGGCGGCUACUAUGACGGCGCGGGAAACGUUAAGUACGGCCUGCCGCUGGCCUUCUCCCUCACGCUGCUCUCCUGGGCCGCGGUCGAUUACCAAUCGCAGCUCGCCGCGUCAGGCAGCCAGCUCUCCGCGGCUCGCGACGCGAUUCGCUGGGGGACGGACUACCUCCUUAAAGCGCACACGAGCGCGAACGAGCUCUGGGUUCAAGUAGGCGACGGUCCGAGCGACGACCUGUGCUGGCAGCGGCCCGAGGACAUGACGACGGACCGCACCGCGUACCGCGUGAACGCGACGCGGCCGGGGUCUGACGUGGCAGGGGAGACGGCGGCGGCGAUGGCGGCGGCGUCACUGGUGUUCGCGAAAGUGGAUCCGUCGUAUUCGUCGCUGUUACUGAACCGUUCGCAGCAGCUGUUCGCGUUUGCGGACACUUAUCGCGGGGUGUAUUCCGAUUCUAUCCCCAUUGCGAGACGGAACUAUCCCUCAUGGACCGGAUACGAGGACGAGCUGGCGUGGGCGGCGGCAUGGCUGCACCGAGCAACGGGGUCAACUCAGUACCUGGAGUACCUGGCGGGGAACGACGAGCAGCUGCAGGGGUCGUCGCAGAGCACCACGGAGUUCAGCUGGGACGACAAGUUUGUCGGGGCGCAAGUGCUGCUGGCUAAGGUGGCACUGCAAGGCAGCGGGGCGGCUAAUCUGAGUGUGGCGGCACAGGCGGUGGUGGAGGGGUACAGAGGCAUGGCGGACGCAUUUGCAUGUGCAUACAUGCCCGACAACCCACUGCACUCCAUCUACAUCACACCAGGCGGGCUGGUGUACAUUCGAGCACGCAACAGCCAGUACGCCACGUCAGCCGCGUUCCUGCUGCUGCUCUACAGCGACUACCUGGCGUCGGCCAAUCAGACGCUCUCGUGCGACGGCACGCAGUACUCGCCUGCUGACAUGGCAGCCUUCUCAAAGUCACAGAUGGACUACCUACUAGGAGUCAACCCUCUCAACGCGUCCUACAUGGUGGGCUUCGGCCAGUCCUACCCACAGAAGCUGCGCCACCGGGGGGCGUCCAUCGUCUCGUUCAAAGCGGACAGCACGCCGGUCACCUGUGAGGGCGGCAAGGCAGAGUGGCUCAUGAGCCCCGACCCCAACCCCAACGUGCAUGUGGGAGCGAUCGUGGGGGGCCCUGACGCGGUGAGUUACCCCCCUAGUGCUGACAUGCUAGGCCUACCCACAGAAGCUGCGCCACCGGGGGGCGUCCAUCGUCUCGUUCAAAGCGGACAGCACACCGGUCACCUGUGA
This is a messenger RNA of Closterium sp. Yama58-4, 1599 nucleotides long. The record is from the annotation of a GenBank genome assembly. NCBI's taxonomy places the organism in Eukaryota, Viridiplantae, Streptophyta, Zygnematophyceae, Desmidiales, Closteriaceae.